AUGCCUCUCGCGAAAGACCUCCUGCACCCCUCUCCCAAGGAGGAGAAGCAGAAACACAAGAAGAAGCUCCUGGUGCAGAGUCCAAACUCAUAUUUCACGGAUGUAAAGUGCCCAGGGUGCUAUAAAAUCACUACUGUCUUCAGCCACACAGAAACAGUGGUUCUCUGUGUGGGAUGCUCCACUGUGCUCUGUCAGCCUACUGGAGGAAAGGUAAGACUCACAGAAGGAUGCUUCUUCAGACGGAAGCAGCACUAAUGACUGAAUCAAGAUGAUUGAGAAACUGUAAAGAAUAAAAAAAAUUUGAUACAAA
Molecule: messenger RNA, 310 nt
Organism: Vombatus ursinus (common wombat)
Lineage: Eukaryota; Metazoa; Chordata; Mammalia; Diprotodontia; Vombatidae
Product: 40S ribosomal protein S27-like
Exons: 1
Coding region: 1-255 (84 amino acids)
Biological process (GO): ribosomal small subunit assembly; translation
Cellular component (GO): ribosome; cytosolic small ribosomal subunit
Molecular function (GO): RNA binding; structural constituent of ribosome
Source: RefSeq, a predicted model, not a curated record